UAACGCCCGGUUUGGCCCGUGUUUUUAAGGAAAUAGGCUGUAAUUCAUCACUCUAAUUGUCAUCAUGACUUCACCAUACACUCAUUACAUUAAGUACUCCAACACUAUCAUAAAUCCUAUUAGAUUUUCGAAAGAAAUAGGAACUUAUGUAAAGGUUUUAGCUCCUCCCAUAGUCGUUGUAUAACUUAGCUUACACAAGUCCUUAACCCCCGAAGUAGAGCUGUAGUCCAUGUGGCACUCAUUCUGUCACUGUUUAGAGGAAGGGAAGGUCAGGGCUAAUGAUUCUUGGGUGUAGGAAGCUGUUGAAAGUUAUCUGUCAUUGCCACAGCAGAUUUGUGUUGAUAGGGUGUGGAACAAGAGUUUACAGUCAGAAGGUCAGCGGAUUGAGCUUUUAUCAUAGGGCUCAGGGAAACUACAAUUACAACGUACCAGGGACAAACAUGUUCACUGAUAUCACUCAAGAAGUGUUCAGGUCAAACCCUGACAGUAACCCAGUUCAGCUCAACUACGGAGUGGCUGUAACUGAUGUGGACAAUGAUGGACAGCUGGAAAUUGUUGUUGCUGGAUAUAAUGGGCCAAACUUAGUGCUGAAGUACAAUAAAGAAGAGGGUCAGCUUGUCAACCUUGCUAUCAAUGAUCCAGAGUCCCCAUACUACUCUCUGAGAGAUGUUGGGGGAAAUGCUAUCGGUGUUUGUGCGUGUGAUGUCGAUGGAGAUGGAAGAGAGGAGAUUUACUUCCUCAACACCAAUCAGGCCUAUUCAGGAAUGGCCACUUACUCGGACAAGCUCUUCAAGUUCAGAAAUGGUAGAUAUGAGGACAUCUUGAAUGAUGACAUCAACAAGAACAUUGCAAGCUACUUUGCAGGCCGUUCAGUUGCUUGUAUAGAUAGAAAUGGAAAUGGCAAGUAUGCUGUCUAUCUUGCCAAUUAUGCAAGUGGCAAUGUUGGCCCACAUUCCUUGAUUGAAAUGGAUGAGAACCGUAGUGAUGUAGCUAACGGUGUGAUUGCAUUGAGAAAUGUUGCAAAUGAAGCUGGUAUUGCCAAGCUUACAGGUGGACGAGGUGUUACUGUUGGACCCAUCUUAAGCAAAGAUGGACGCAGUGACAUCUUCUGUGACAAUGAGCACGGAGCAAACUUCCUGUUCAAAAACAACGGCAAUGGAACAUUUACAGAUGUGGCUGCAGAAUCAGGUGUUUCAGAUUCAUAUGAGCAUGGUAGGGGUGUUAUGCUGACAGACUUUGAUGGAGAUGGAAAACUUGACAUUGUGUAUGGCAACUGGAAUGGGCCCCAUAGACUCUUCCUACAGACAGCUGAUGAUGAAGGCCGACCCAAAUUCAGGAAUAUUGCAACUGAAGAAUUUGCCAGGCCAUCUCCCAUUCGGACAGUCAUUGCUGCUGAUUUCAACAAUGAUGGUAAUUUAGAGGUUCUACUGAAUAAUAUUGCCUACCGUGGACCUGCUCCAAACAGGCUUUUCCAAGUUCUCAGAGGCAUAAAUGGUCAAGAUCCAUCAAUCAAAGAAAUUAACAUUGGUGAUGCACUAGAACCCAAUGGCAGAGGAACAGGAGGUGCAGUGACUGAUCUGGAUGGUGAUGGAAAACUGGAGGUCAUUCUGUCACAUGGAGAGUCUGCAGAACAACCAAUUAGUAUCUACAGAGUCAACUCCGAUGAAGAGAACAGACCAAAAGGGUGGCUACGUGUCCGUGUUAACACCCAGCAUGGAGCUCCAGCCAGGGGAGCACAGGUGACACUUCAUACUAAUAAUGGGAAGUACUCCAGAGUGAUUGAUGCUGGAUCUGGCUACCUCUGCCAGAUGGAACCAGUGGCUCACUUUGGCUUCAACACUGAAACUCCCAUAAGGCUAGAAGUUAUGUGGCCUGAUACAAGCUUCAAGGCAGUUGAUCUUAAUUCUACAAAUAUGAAUAGUGAGAUGACUGUUACUCAUCCUGGCACCAGUGGACAGACUGUUGCUCCCAUUACCUCUAACUCUCAGGGGAGAAAAUCUCAAGAAUUCUCAAAAACUGAACUAUAAGGUUCUAAAUAUCAAAUAAAAAAAGCUGCUGUUAAAGAAAUUAUAACAUAUACAAAGUAUGUUUCUAGUCCCAAGCAACUUUUUAUUGUAUUUUUCCCCCUUUUUUUUCUCCAAAGAAGAAAGUCAGACUUGCCUUGCACUCUGAUGCACACAAGUCAGGUUAAGUCUAACUCCAUUCUCCUUGUCUUUCCAGAGAAAGUAAACCAUCUGGGAGUCAAGAACCAGUCAUAGCCUCAUGUUAUUUAUUCCUUGCUUAUCAUGUGUGGUUGAUAUAUAUGUAAAUUAUUUAGAAAUUGUAUGAUUGUUUACAUGUACACAGGUACAUUGUGUGAUGAUAGGGCUUACUGUAAAUUCAUUCAUUAUUUUAAAAAUUGUAUUAAACUUUUUUCUAUUCAUUGACCUAUUUUUUACUUAAAAAAUGAAUACAAGUAGAGUUAGUUAGCACCUGCUUAUGAAGAGAAAUCAUGUAAAAGAUCAUUAGUUAACUUGGUCUCAGGUGUAUGCUUGAAAUCUAAGGACAGGAUAAUUUCAUGCAGAAAAAUAAGAUUUCCACUCUAAACAAGUGUUUGAUUUUAGUUGGAAACUCAAUGAAUCUGUAUGAAUCUUGUCUGGUAUCUGUUUGAUAAGAGUAAUGAAUUGUGUCUGGAAUCUGGAAUCAUGCUUAACCCAUUGGAUCCGGGUACUUCACAGCAAUCACUUGGCCCAAAUUAGGGGCAUUGGGCUUACAUGAGUGGCAACUUCCAAUGGGAGUGCGGCUUGUAGGCCGGGCACAUGCAAACACUCAUGUUUGGUGACAAGACUCUUUGCCUCCCCUUUGCAACAUUAUUUUAUCUUUUUAUGCAUAAGUGUUUUUAGCUUUUUUGCCAUUUUCCAAUGUCCAGUCAAUGGUAAUAGACUGUUUUCCAUGCACAAACUCCAUAACUCAGUGCAAAUAUUAAAUUUUCUGUAAUACAACCUGCGCUGCCAGUCACAGCAGCCAGGAAUAAGUAGCUGAGUAUGGACAUUUCAGUCAUGGCUUAUGGAAACUACAUUCCACAUUUGUUUAUUGAGGGGAAUAAUGCAAAAACCCAUUUCUAAAUGCCAAAUGAGUCUAAUCACCCCCCAGAAGGUUUGUGCACUCGUGGCCAGACUUUCCUGUCAUCCCAGCCUUCAGGUGAAAUACUCAUGAUGGCAAAUUUGCAUCACCCUGGCCCACAGCUAGCUUUUCCCUUGAUGGCAUGGUCACAUCACCCACCCAAGCCAAAUUUUUUACAUGAUGUAAUGGUCACGUCAUCUGGAUCAUAGGGGUUAAUGAAUCUCAAUGUUAUGUAUCUGUUUUCUAUGACCAAUUUAAACUUGAACCCAUUCAUAGAGAUUGUGAAUAGGUUACGUUCCUUAUCAGUAAGAAUAGUUAUCUCUCUAUUGCAGCUACAUUGUUUAUUGUUCAUUUGUUACUUCAGAAUUACUAGGCAGCUGAGAAUGCUGCAUGUAUUAGUAAGUGAAUGUAGAAAAUAAGAUAAGUUGAAGAGUUUAAGCAAAGGGAAAAUAUACUUUUUUCAUACUCACAGUAGACUCCUUGUAAGGCUAUAGAAAAGCUUGACCAUUCUGCAAAUGAUAUAGUUUCAUUUUAAAUAAUGAUGUACAUUGUUUUUCAGUUUUUAUGAUCUAAAUCACUUUCUUCAUUACAUUACCAGUAAGUUUUUAAACCUUUCAUCAGAAUCAUGAUGUAUUUUUUCUAUUUAUUACAUUGCUCAUAAGAAAAAUUGUAAAGCAGGCUUUUUCUUACUGUAACCCUAAAAGGUAGUAUCUUUUAUUGUAAUUUUUUAUUUUCUCAAUAAAAUAUAUGUAAAAGACCACAUCUACUUUCCUGUAACAAGUCCUUUGAGUGACUUUAUUUGCAGCUGCUGCAACUAAUAGCAUGACAUGCAAGAUCUGCUACUGUAAGAUGUAAUGAUG
Penaeus chinensis is the source of this 3962-nucleotide messenger RNA. Its product is annotated as cartilage acidic protein 1-like. The transcript has 14 exons. Gene Ontology annotation, molecular function: calcium ion binding. The record is from RefSeq and is a predicted model, not a curated record. Bases 279 to 2027 code for a protein of 582 amino acids. NCBI's taxonomy places the organism in Eukaryota, Metazoa, Arthropoda, Malacostraca, Decapoda, Penaeidae.